This is a messenger RNA of Octopus bimaculoides (California two-spot octopus), 2593 nucleotides long. RefSeq names its product diphosphoinositol polyphosphate phosphohydrolase 1-like. Gene Ontology annotation, cellular component: nucleus; cytoplasm. NCBI's taxonomy places the organism in Eukaryota, Metazoa, Mollusca, Cephalopoda, Octopoda, Octopodidae. The record is from RefSeq and is a predicted model, not a curated record. Gene Ontology annotation, molecular function: endopolyphosphatase activity; bis(5'-adenosyl)-pentaphosphatase activity; bis(5'-adenosyl)-hexaphosphatase activity. Gene Ontology annotation, biological process: adenosine 5'-(hexahydrogen pentaphosphate) catabolic process; diadenosine hexaphosphate catabolic process; diadenosine pentaphosphate catabolic process.
AUAUAUAUAUACAUAUAUAUACCACACACCUCAGUCGAGGUAAUUACUGUCCCUUAAUUAAUUAAUUAAUUUUUCUUUUAAAUAUUAUACACUAAUUUUUUUUCAUGUCAAUCCCAUCGUAGCCGAACUAUUCCGGUCCAAACCGGACUGGUUAUUUUUAAUUGUUGUUUUAUCUUCAAAAAACAACAGAAGCAAAAACACAAAAGAAACUUCCUUUUUUUUUUGCGUUUUGUAUUUUUCCCCGUCUUAACCGGUGUUAAUAUUUUUUAAGCCUCUAAAUGGACUUCCAAGGCGACCUACCGGGCUCAUAUGUGGAAGCCCUGGGCCGGGUUAGCCGCAUUCUAUGUCCGUAUUACUUGUUUUUCUUCUUGACACUCACAAGUGUAUUCAGCCAGCAUCAGCAGCACCAGAAGCAAGAACACAUUUGGAAUCUUCGUAACCAAAGAUCUAAACUAAACAAUAACUCAACCACCUUUUUAGUUUUUGUUCAGUAAGGUUGGUUACACACACAAACACACCGACAUCUAAUUUUCUUAGGUCGGUCUAUCCUCGACAUUCGUUCAUGUACAUAGACAGAAAUAUAUAGCAACAUAUACACACUCACACAUAAACAUACGUCGUUCUUUACACCCAUACUCUAAAUAGAUCAUCUACCAAUACACAUACACACACACACAUAUACAUUCUCUAUAAAUACACCUCAUAUACUACACAGAUCUUCUACAUAUACCUUAUACCCGUUCAUACAUUUUCUUUCUAUACACACAUAUAUAUACACGCAGCUUUCUUCUAUUUCUAUAAUUCUUUCUACACACCACACAGACACGUUUAUAUACAUUUAUACACCUUUAUUCUUCUUUCAAUCACGCACCUUUACGUACGUACGUCAUGUGUUAUAUUACAUAUACAUAUAUAUACUCUUAGUUAGACACAUAAUUUACCCAUAUGUCUAAACACAAUAUAUACUCGUCUGUCUGUAUAUAUAAAUCACUUCAGCUCUGCUCGACCUCUUCUGCCACAUAUCCGAGUAGUGGCAUUAAUCACUGUGGUGGUUGCCAGGCAGAAAAUGGCUAAAGGUGUUGUGCGGGGCGCCAGUAAUAUCAGUUCCAAAAAAGCCAAAGCCUCUCGUUCUUGUACUCCUUCAUCUUCCAUUUGUUCUCUAUCUCUUCCUUUUACUUUCUGUCAUCAUCAUCAUUGUCGUCACCGUCGUUGUUGUUACACUGAUCGCCAUUGUCAUCGUAAUCGCCGCCGUGUUUGUAGUCGUCAUAAUAAUAAUAAUAAUAAUAAUUGUUAUUGUUGCUGUUAUACGUCUCCCCUCUCCGACUUCGUCGGCUUCCUCCUUCCUUCCUCUUCUAUUUCCAGCAAACCAGCUGUCGCUCCUCUCUCUGUUUUGACCGCUAUUAACAACAACAACAACAGCAAUAAUAAUAUUAAUAACCUGCCCCACAGUCACAACAACACUCACAUCAUCAACAACAACAACAACCACCCCCACUACCAUAUAAACAACUACUAUAAUAAUAAUAUUAAUAACAACAACAACAGCUGUAGACAAACUCAGGCAUCCUUCUCCGCCGUUGCCGCUCUAGCAGCACGUGGGUCAGGUGUCACCACCGCCACAAGCGUUGUUUGAUCUUCCCUUUUCGUCCAUUUCUUUGUUAUUGUUGUUGUUGUUUGUCACAUCUCCCACUCAUUCAUUCACACACACACACACACACACAGUCUUUCUUCAUCUCUUCGCUGUUUUAGAUAAAUAUUCUUUCUUUUACACACUGACCCAUUCUCUCUUAGAUCUCAUCCUCUUUGUUUUUAUCAUAUCUUCCUCACCGUCGUUAUAUCAUCACUCUUCAUCACAUUAUUAUACGUUGUUGUUAUUAAUAAUAUUUAAUUGUUAAUAAUAGACGACGAUGAUGAUGAUGAUAAUCAGCUCCAAUAAAGUAAUGCACGAGGAAAUAUAAACAUCACAGAAAUAAAAUCAAGAAAAAACAAAAAACUAUAACAAUAAUAAUAUACACAACAUCAGCCCGGAAAAUAAAAUAAAAUAUAAUCAAAAUAAAUUACUAUAAAUUAAUUUAAAAAAAAUAAACCGAAGAAAUUGGAAGGACAGAAAGAAGGAUUCAGAAAUCUUACCAAAAUUCUUCAGGGUACCACUGAUAUGGUUAAGCAAAAAACGAAAACUCUAAGGACGUACGAUGAAGAGGGUUUUCGAAGACGGGCAGCCUGCCUAUGUUUCAGAGAUGAAAGUGAACAGGAGAUCUUACUAGUAUCGAGUAGCAGAUAUAAAGAUCGAUGGAUUGUACCUGGCGGAGGUAUUGAACCGUCCGAGCCGCCAGCAAUAGCUGCGGAGCGUGAGGUUUUUGAAGAAGCUGGAGUACGUGGGAAAUUAGGGAGGCUCAUCGGUGAAUUUGAAAACAACGACAAGAAACAUCGAACAUCAGUAUUUGCUUUCAUCGUGACGGAACUGCUAGAAGAAUGGGAAGAGAAAAAGAACCUUGGUAAGUUGGCAUCAGGUUUGACCUGUUCAUUCAGUCUUGUACUGACCAACCAUUCUUCUUUUACUUAUUCCAUUCUAUUGUGAACCUGUCACAUAAUU